This is a messenger RNA of Brassica oleracea var. oleracea, 947 nucleotides long. RefSeq names its product elongation of fatty acids protein 3-like. Bases 1 to 768 code for a protein of 255 amino acids. Gene Ontology annotation, molecular function: fatty acid elongase activity. Gene Ontology annotation, cellular component: endoplasmic reticulum membrane. The record is from RefSeq and is a predicted model, not a curated record. The transcript has a single exon. Gene Ontology annotation, biological process: fatty acid elongation, monounsaturated fatty acid; fatty acid elongation, polyunsaturated fatty acid; sphingolipid biosynthetic process. NCBI's taxonomy places the organism in Eukaryota, Viridiplantae, Streptophyta, Magnoliopsida, Brassicales, Brassicaceae.
AUGGCAUCGGUGGUUCACUCCACCCUAACCUACUGGCUCGUGAACCACCCCAAGAUUUCCAACUUUACGUGGACCGAAGGUGAAACCUUUGGCUCCGCCGUCUUCUUCGUCUCCGUUGUAGUCUCCGCUUACCUCUUCGCCACAUUCCUCCUCCGACAUGCCAUGGUUUCACUCCCCUCACUCGGUCCCCGCAUUCUCAAACCAAUCAUGGCUGUCGGUUGCACUCUCUCCAUAACCUCAGACCCUACGACACGUUUCUUCAACGCGAUUUGUUUUCCUGUGGACAUGAAGCCCAGCGGGCCACUCUUUUUCUGGGCUCAAGUUUUCUACCUCUCGAAGAUCCUUGAGUUUGGAGACACACUCCUCAUCAUACUUGGCAAAUCAUUCAGGCGACUCUCGUUCCUUCACGUGUACCAUCAUGUGACUGUAUUGAACCUGUGCUUCGUCUGGCUUCGAACCCGCCAGUCCAUGUUUCCCGUCGGAGUCGUGACGAAUUCGACGGUUCAUGUUAUUAUGUACGGUUACUACUUCCUGUGUGCCGUAGGAUGUAGGCCAAGGUGGAAGAGGCUGGUGACGGAUUUUCAGCUUGUACAGUUUGUUUUCGGCUUCGGAAUAUUAGCUUUGAUGUUGUCACAGCAUUAUUUCGGGUCGGGUUGCUCCGGGAUUUGGGGAAGUUAUUUUACAGCUGCAUUUAAUGCUUCGCUCUUGGCUCUCUUCUUCAACUUCCGUUCCAAGAACUAUGUGAAGAAAGACAACCGAGAUGAUUAAAUUGUCUUGAACUGUUUAGACUCUCGAUCUCUUCCUAUUUGUUGUUACUGGAAAAUGUUGGGAUAGUUGAAAUUGUUUUACUAUGAAUAAGAUGACAAAACAUGUAUUAAAAUGUCACAUAAAUCAUGAAAUGACUUCUUUCUAUGAUAUACAGCAUUCGCCAACCAACGUUUCUUUAA